CCAGGGUGAUUAGUGGUGAAUGAGUUGUCACAUGAGCCAGUGUGCAGCUCAGAGGGAGGAAGCGUGAGGUCCGGCAGCGCCUGCUUCCUGUUCCUGCUGCAGCCGGGGGUCAGCAUGGCCACGACGGACCCCAGAGACGCUGAUGCUGACGGGAUUAAGAGGCUGGGGAAGAGGUUUAAGAAACUUGACCUGGAUAAGUCCGGUUCCCUCAGCGUGGAGGAGUUCAUGUCCCUGCCGGAGCUGCAGCAGAACCCCCUCGUGCAGCGAGUCAUCGACAUCUUUGACACCGACGGCAACGGGGAAGUGGACCUCAUCGAGUUCAUUGAAGGAGUUUCUCAGUUCAGCAUGAAGGGCAACAAGCAGCAGCGUCUGCACUUCGCCUUCAGGAUCUACGACAUGGACAAGGACGGCUUCAUAUCCAACGGGGAGCUGUUCCAGGUGCUGAAGAUGAUGGUGGGCACCAACCUGAAGGACGCGCAGCUGCAGCAGGUCGUCGACAAAACCAUCAUCAACGCAGACAGAGACGGCGACGGCAGGAUUUCCUUUGAGGAGUUCUGCUCGGUCGUCGGGGGGAUGGGCGUUCAUAAGAAGAUGAGGGUGAACGUCUGACGGCUGGUCAUGUGACCGUAGGGACAAGCCCCGCCUCCACCCCGACCAGCCCUCUGAUUGGACGGGACCUCUCAGUGUUAACGUUUUAGACGACUGUACAGUUUUCUACAGAAUCUGGAUCAACCUGAAUUCUUGAGGACAGAAACGGGAGGUGAAGUGCCAACGCGACUUCAGGGACAGGAAGUCCUGACUCCACCUCAGAGGACGAGUCUCAACGAUCAUUAGUAUCGCAGAAGCAUCAUUUAAAGAAAAACAAACGCUGUCAUCCAACUCUAAAUUUGUCCAGUUAGAUGGGGCGUUAGCCUCGGAGUCGCUGGUUUAGAUGACACAAUCUUCUCAUUUAGUUACAUGAGCGUCACAGCGGUUGUUGCAUUCAGUUUUCUAUUUAUUGCAAAUAAAAGCAUGUUGCUGGAAUAAAAAUAAG
This is a messenger RNA of Cololabis saira (Pacific saury), 1033 nucleotides long. RefSeq names its product protein phosphatase 3 (formerly 2B), regulatory s1ubunit B, alpha isoform, b (gene ppp3r1b). The coding region runs from base 115 to 609 and encodes 164 amino acids. Lineage: Eukaryota; Metazoa; Chordata; Actinopteri; Beloniformes; Belonidae. The record is from RefSeq and is a predicted model, not a curated record. The transcript has 5 exons. Gene Ontology annotation, molecular function: calcium ion binding; calcium-dependent protein serine/threonine phosphatase regulator activity.